AUGGCAUCGGGUUGCGACGGCAAUGGCAAUUUGCCGGCCGUCGACGCCCGUUUCUUGGUGUUCAGACUUGCCGGUGCGGAUGCCAAGACCCUUACAAGUCUCAGCUACUUUCACAAGCCCGGAAAAAAUCCUUUCCUCCCCUGGACCAUGGGAGAGGUCGUGGACAGGACGGCCGACGCCAAGGGAGACAACAUUGCAAUCGUAUCGUGCCACCAGGGCAUCGCAAAGACAUUCACGGAACUGAGAGAUGAAGUCAAUCAAUUUGCGGCGAGUUUGGUGUCGCUCAAGCUUCCGCUUGGUUCCAAGAUAGGCAUGCUCGCGCCCAACAUUUACGAAUGGAUGGUGGUUAAGUUUGCUGUCGCCAAGGCUGGACUGGUGUUGGUGAACAUAAACACGGCGUACCAGGCACCCGAACUCGAACUUUGUUUGAAUCAUACAAAAUGUGCAGCUCUCAUUGUGGCAGGAAAGUUUUGCAGACAAAGCUACUACGAAAUGCUCCUUCAAAUUGCGCCGGAGCUAGAUCGAGUUUCUCCUGGGGAACUCAAGAGCGCCAGGCUGCCGGUGCUGAAGCACGUUAUUAUGAUCAACGACUCCCCCAUGCGUGGCACGGUGACUUUCGACGAACUCAUGAAAUCUGCCACCGCUGAGGACUACGCCGCCAUGAACGCCAUUUACUCCAAGCUUCAGUUCGACGAGGCAGUCAACAUACAGUUCACGUCUGGAACAACUGGACGACCGAAGGCAGCCAUGCUGUCUCACUUCAACGUCGUGAACAACGCCAACAUGAUCGGUCGAGGGUUUGGGCUCCACGAGCAGAGCGAACUGAUCUGUCUCAACGCCCCGAUGAUUCACUGUUACGGCAUCGUGGUAGGCACCUUGACUGCUGCGAUGUUCGGCUCAACCACGGUGAUGCCGGCACCCAGCUUCAAAGCAGAGGCAGCUCUGGAAGCCAUCACUAAACACAGGUGCACCUUUAUUUACGGAACACCGACCAUGUUCAUUGACAUGCUGGCUCAGUUGGAACGGGGACACUACGACCUCUCGUCCGUCCGAAAAGGAAUCAUGUCUGGGUCUCCGUGUCCUUCUGAACUGGUGAAGAAUGCAAGGAAAAGGUUGAACAUCCAACGGUUCCAUGUGAUGUACGGCGCCACCGAGACUAGUCCCGCCAUCAGCGGCAUCGAUCCUGACGAACCCAUAGAAAAGUGGAUUGAGACGGUUGGAGUGCCCUUGGACCACACAGAGGUGAAGAUUGUGGACACUCGGGGCGACAUCGUUCCCGUCAACAAAGUAGGAGAGCUGUGCACCCGAGGCUACCACGUCUUCAUGGGUUACCUCGGGGAGGAAGGCAAGAAGAGAGAGGCCAUCCGAGACAACUGGUAUCACACGGGGGACGAGGCGACCAUGAGCGAGGAUGGUCGGAUCACGAUCCGGGGCCGCAUCAAGGAUAUGAUCAUCAGGGGCGGAGAGAACAUCUACCCGCGAGAGAUCGAGGACUACCUCUACAAGCACCCCGACGUGCUCGAAGUCCAAGUUGUUGGAGUUCCGGACACCAGGCUAGGAGAGGAGGUGUGCGCAUGGAUUAAGCUGAAACCUGGGACGAAGUUAAGUCAAGAAGACGUCCGAACCUUCUGCAAAGGAAAGAUCAGCUAUUUCAAGAUUCCAAGAUACAUACUCUUCGUGGAUUCUUUUCCGAAGACAGAGUCUGGGAAGAUAGUGAAAAAUAAAAUGCGCAUAGAAAGUAAGAAGAUUCUGAACCUUUCAAGCGGCUUUUAGAAUACAAAAAUAAAGACCUGAAUCUGGCUUCCUGAUUUUUCACUCUCAC
Ixodes scapularis (black-legged tick) is the source of this 1822-nucleotide messenger RNA. Its product is annotated as medium-chain acyl-CoA ligase ACSF2, mitochondrial. Gene Ontology annotation, biological process: fatty acid metabolic process. Lineage: Eukaryota; Metazoa; Arthropoda; Arachnida; Ixodida; Ixodidae. Gene Ontology annotation, molecular function: medium-chain fatty acid-CoA ligase activity. The record is from RefSeq and is a predicted model, not a curated record. The transcript has 16 exons. Bases 1 to 1773 code for a protein of 590 amino acids.